Molecule: messenger RNA, 3552 nt
Organism: Pungitius pungitius (ninespine stickleback)
Lineage: Eukaryota; Metazoa; Chordata; Actinopteri; Perciformes; Gasterosteidae
Gene: spina
Product: spindlin-1
Exons: 8
Coding region: 417-1193 (258 amino acids)
Biological process (GO): gamete generation
Source: RefSeq, a predicted model, not a curated record
AAUUUAAUUGAUAUUAUUCAAUACAUUUGUAACGGGCACAUUUAUCUACCGGCAUUGCGUAUUCGCAGUCACCUGCGCUUUUAUUGUGAAGGGCGGAACCGGACGUCUUCUUUUUAUUUUAUAACGUUACAUCUUCACUUUCCGUGGUGAGAUGGCUGUGGAGUCUCUCCUGUUCCUGUAAAGUAGAAACGGGCUCUGUGGAUAAACAGCAGGAGGCGAGACAACCCGCCGCAGUUCGCUUCGAACUCCAAUUUUUAAAAAUAACAACGAAAUCCUCCCCGACAGUGCCCGCGCGGUGCACUUUUCUGAGCUCCCUAACCCCGCCACCUUCACCCCUGGUCUGGGGGCUGCCCUGGAGGCGUUUGUGUUGUAGCUGUGCGGCCGGGCAGCCUGGCUGCCUCCCAGCCUGCAGAUGAAUGAAGAGCCCUCCAGGACACAGAGACACGGCUGAUGAAGGGCAUGCAGGUGUUUCUGAAAACAUGAUGAAGAGGAAGAAUCCCCACAAGAAACAGAAAAGCAGUCUGAGUCCGGCCACCAAAGUCCUGUCACAGCCCAGUCACAACAUGGUCGGCUGCAGGAUCCAACACGUGUGGAAAGAAGGAGGAGGACACGUGGUGUGGAAAGGAGCCGUGCUCGACCAGGUUCCAGUGAACCCGUCUCUCUAUCUGAUAAAGUACGAUGGCUUUGACUGCAUUUAUGGUCUGGAGCUCCUUAAAGAUGAGCGGGUCCAGGGUCUGGAAGUGCUCCCGGACCGACUGGCAAAAUCGCGUCUAACAGACGUCAACCUGGCCGACUCCAUGAUUGGGAAAGCGGUGGAGCACAUGUUUGAGACGGAGGAGGGUCCGAAGGAGGAGUGGAGGGGGAUGGUGCUGGCCCGGGCUCCCAUCAUGACCAACUGGUUCUACAUCACCUACGAGAAAGACCCGGUCCUCUACAUGUACCAGCUGCUGGACGACUACAAAGAGGGAGACCUCCGCAUCAUGCCCGACUCAAACGACGGCGUCCCGGCGGAGAGGGAGCCUGGCGAGGUGCUGGACAGCCUGGUGGGCAAACAGGUGGAGUACGCCAAAGAGGACGGCGGCAAACGGACGGGCAUGGUCAUCCAUCAGGUGGAGGCCAAGCCCUCCGUCUACUUCAUUAAGUUUGACGACGACUUCCUCAUUUACGUGUACGACCUGGUGAAAACUUCGUAGGACUUAACACUCAUCACAGCACCCGUUGACACUUCUGGAGAAUUUGAUCAAGCCCCCCAAAAACCAAAGGGACAGGAGGAGGGGAUAGGAAAGAUGCCCCUUGAGAAUCGACGCUGGGACCAGAGCUCCUGACUCUGCACUCGGUAAACUGAAACGAAUGAGAGCUGAGUGGGGAAGUAUGCAUCGAGUUGGACUAUGUUAGGUGAGGAUUGUAUGAAUUCAAUUCCAAAUUGAAUUGAAUUGAGUUCCUAACAAACAACUCAAGCUGCUUCACUUUCAAUGCAGUGAUCCAACUUCAACUUAUUCAAAUGAUGUCAUCCACAUUCAGUUUCCAGGGAAUUCCUAAUUUGGUUUAGUUGUCAGAGUUGUUUACUUUCUUUUUUUCAUUUACUAUCUCACAGGUUUGAGAUCUUUUUAAAUUUAUAUUUUGACACCUUUGUAUUCGUUAUUCUAAAAUUAUUGUUGUUCUGAUUCACAAGGAGGAUUUUACUGUUGGUCAUUCCUGGCGUGUCAUCUUGUUUUCCUCUAUGUUGGACUCAGAGGGAAACUUUUGAAAUAUCCCCAAAUGUAAUAUAUGGCACCUGCUGUUGUUCAAAUGAAGUGGGACACGUGUGGCGGCUACAGAACGAUAAGGAUAUCCUCGUCGUGUAGCUUCCUACGUACACAGGCUCCCUCUCGACUCGUCAAAAGACGUCUGCAGCUAAAAACUCUUCUAAAAAGAGUUUUUCUUUCCCUUUUUGUUUUUUUCAUUGCCAAAAAAUUUUUUUUUCCUCGUGAUUUCACUAAAGCCUUUUUAGAUUUGCUCUUGUGUUGUGUCUUCUAAGUCGUCAUGGAAGGAGUCAAAGGACGCAGAGACAAAAACUCUCCUGGUAGUUUGUUUUAAAUAUCUAGUAAACAUCUGGAUCUCUUGGGCUCUUCUUCCCCCAUUUAAAAUUCAAACACAAAGGACGGUUCUAAAUGUCGCUCUUUGUGAAUUUAAGGACUGGAGAACUUUAUUUAAUGCACCUUAAAUGUGGAUAAGGUGAAGAAGAAUAUUCCUCACAGUUCACGAGUAUGUUGGACUUAAAAAGUCUCACCGCAAUUCACAAGAAAAAACAGGUUUCAUUCAAGUCAUCAGUGAAAAUAUUACUAAUACAAAGACAAAAAGUAUCCCGGUUUGUAUUUGCACACAAACAAAGGGAUCCGGACUGAAAACAGCGGUGUGUGUGUGUGUGUGUGUGUGUGUGAAGAGAUCAACAACCAAUGACUGUUUAAAUAUCCUUUUUAUACACAUGUGCAUAUUGAUUUGGAUUUACAAGGGUCUGAAGGAUUUCCACAAACACGUGUUCUGUAUGAAUUUCAAGUUGCAGGUGAAAGGCAACUGUUUGGACAAGAUAAAGAAAUGUAUAUUUUAUAAUUGACAUUUUAUUGAUAAAUCAAAGAGUUCACUUUCAGUGUCAACAAGACACAUUUUUCAGAUUUUUCAGAAUCCUCGUUAAGUUAAAAUGUAUGGCUGGUGAGGUAAACUCAAAAAUGUAAUUCCACAAUAGUAUUAUGACUUAUUUGAUAUGUAUGUGUAAGUUUAGUAAACCCUGGAAUAAAAUGCAAUAAUCUGAUUAGGAAACAAACAAAAACUCUUCCAGCCAAUCAGAAACUCCUACAUGACAUUGGGCUGGAUGUAUAAAGAGAAAAAGUGAGGGACAGCACAUAUUUUAUUAGUACCCUACAGUAUGUGUGCAGGGUUGAGUAAAAUAUAUAAAAAAAUUAAUAAUAUAUAAAUAUCUAGAUUUGCAGACCCAGAGUUCCUUUACAGAAAUAUAAAAUGUUUGUCUAAUCGUCCAGUGAUGUUUACUGGCCUUUUAUUUUUCUGCUGCAAAUUAAAAAACCAAACCUGUAAAGGUAGAUGAGUCGGGCGUGAACCAUUUAGACGCCUCGGCCAAAGUACACUACGAGUGUUUGGAAAGACUUCAGCCUGCGUACUUCCUGUGAUGUAGUUAGUCUCCGAGGCAGUUCAUAGCUCUUAAUGUAACCGCACUAAUAAAAAUAAUGACUCUCGCAGAGACAUCGUGAUCAUCUCAACAUGCACUAUUUGAAUUUAACGCGUCAUCUGAGACUUGAUCUGCAGAGGUGUUAUGUUCAAGUCGGUUGGUUAAUUUCAAUUUAUGGUGUUUGAUGUUGGAAUGACAUGGGCCUUUGUUAUAUUUCUGCCUUGUAUCUUUGUUUUUGUAUGUUUUAAUGUUUAAUGUAAAAAAUAAUUUCUAUUGUUGAUGCAAAACCUGACAUGGCUUGGUUUCUUUUCAGCGAGGUUCUUUUUAAACUAUUUAACAUCCCAAAGGUUAAUUAAAAAGUGAAUUGCUAGAGAAGCUGGCUGUUCAGAGUG